Messenger RNA from Gambusia affinis (western mosquitofish), 2923 nucleotides. RefSeq names its product 5-hydroxytryptamine (serotonin) receptor 3A (gene htr3a). Gene Ontology annotation, cellular component: neuron projection; synapse; postsynaptic membrane. Bases 1 to 1533 code for a protein of 510 amino acids. Gene Ontology annotation, molecular function: extracellular ligand-gated monoatomic ion channel activity; transmembrane signaling receptor activity; neurotransmitter receptor activity. Lineage: Eukaryota; Metazoa; Chordata; Actinopteri; Cyprinodontiformes; Poeciliidae. Gene Ontology annotation, biological process: regulation of membrane potential; signal transduction; chemical synaptic transmission. The transcript is spliced from 10 exons. The record is from RefSeq and is a predicted model, not a curated record.
AUGAGGCUGUCAUCGGGCUGGACGACGCUGCUCUACCUGCUGCUCCAUGGAGCUGCUACCGUCUGCACAGAUUAUUCCUUUGUCAGAUUUCUUGGGAUCAGUAGCUGGUGGUGGCCGGUUUAUGUUAAAAAGCCGCCCAGUAACCCCGGAAGGUUUGCCAACGCCACCUUGGUGCGGCUGGCUGACUUCCUGAGCGCUGGAUAUAAGAAAGGAGUGAGACCUGUGAGGGACUGGAGGACGUCUACUGUCGUUGCCAUAGACCUCAUGGUUUACUCCAUCCUCAAUGUGGACGAGAAGAACCAGGUAUUGACGACGUAUGUGUGGUACAGGCAGUCGUGGACGGAUGAGUUCCUGGUGUGGAACCCAGAGGAUUUUGAUGAAGUCAAGCAAGUCUCCCUGCCUACAGCUAACGUCUGGGUUCCUGACAUUCUCAUCAACGAGUUCGUCGAUGUGGGGAAGUCUCCAGAUAUUCCUUACGUCUACGUUACACAUGAGGGUCUGGUGCAGAACUACAAGCCCAUCCAGGUCGUCACCGCCUGCACACUCAACAUCUACAACUUCCCGUUUGACGUCCAGAAAUGCAGCCUCACCUUCCAGAGCUGGCUCCACACUAUCGAUGACAUCAACAUCACCCUGAUGCGAAGCCCCGAGAAGCUCCGGGACGACAAGAGCGUCUUCAUGAACCAGGGAGAGUGGGAGCUGCUGCACAUUCUGUCCAAUUACAAGAUCUUCAGCGUGGACAAUGACGACUACUACGCAGAGAUGAAGUUCCACGUGGUGAUCCGACGGCGGCCGCUGUUUUACACGGUGAACCUGCUGCUGCCCAGCGUCUUCCUGAUGGUGAUGGACAUCGUUGGUUUCUUUCUGCCUCCAGACAGCGGAGAGAGAGUUUCCUUUAAGAUCACUUUGCUGCUCGGCUACUCGGUCUUCCUCAUCAUCGUGUCCGACACGCUGCCUGCCACGGCCAUCGGAACGCCACUGAUAGGUGUGUACUUCGUGGUCUGCAUGGCUCUCCUGGUGAUCAGCCUAACAGAAACCGUACUGAUUGUUCGUCUGGUCCACAAGCAGGAUCUGCAGCCACCUGUCCCCCACUGGGUGAAGUACCUGAUCCUGGAAAGAGCUCCGGUUCUCUUCUGCAUCCACAAAAAGCACCGCUUCUGUGCGAGGCUGUCGUCUCAGGCUUCAGAGCUGGAUCACUCCAAGGAAAACAACUACGGGACGGCCCAGUGCUCCCUCCACCACACCUGUGAGAUAGGCCAGAGGCUCAGCCAGCAAGAGAGAGAGGGUGGAAUGCUUGGCCUUCGCCUGGCCCCAUCCAGGGACAACACGCCGCCCGUCAUGGACAACAUCCUCCACGAGGUGACGGCCAUUCGGCAGUUCCUGGAGAAGAGGGACCGGUGUCGGGAAAUAGCCAAGGAGUGGCUCCAGGUUGGCUACGUGCUGGACGUGCUGCUCUUCAGAGUCUACCUAGUGGCCGUGAUCGCCUACAGCAUCACACUGGGCACUCUGUGGUCGGUCUGGCAGGUGGCCUGAGUUUCGCCCCUCCACCCAGUCAGCGGAGGUCAAUCACAAAUAAGGAUAUCAAGUGUAAGUGGCUGAAGCUCAUCGGAUAAAAGAGGCAUUCAUGAAUAGAGAAAUAACUCCUCUAGAUGAGGCCACCAUGUAAAUUCAGAGGACGAGACACUAAAAUGUCCUCGUAAACAUUAUAAUUUAGGCCUAAUCUAGCAGUUUGAAGGCAUAUGACUGAAAAGUAACAAGAGGGGCUUCAUCAGGAGGAACACAAAAGCUUUCUGAGACGAUCCAAAGGCACAUUGGCAUUCUGUCCCAAUCUGUUUUAGGUGCAGUUAAUACACAUCGUUACAGGGGAUAAAACAGGGACAUUAGUGAAGCCAAAGCUAAGUUUUAUCCCAGAUAUCUACUGAGUUGAAGAAACUAGGAAAUGAAAAACAAUAAUCUGAAGAUGGGAAAUGAUAAUAAACUUGGUUACCAAAUGAGAAAAUAUGUAAGAAAAAUCUAUGAAUAUGUAAAUGGACGCUAUAUUGCUACACAAUUAAUGACUUAAUAUAUGUAAAUGGGUAACAAAUUCUUUAGGACUGCUUUUCGCAUUUAGAUUUUCCUGAACCUGAAACUAAGGAAAUGUGAAGUGGGACAGUUUUUGGAGAGCUACACAUUAAGGCUAUUGACACAAAGUUUAUCUCUCCAUAUGAAACAUAAAACAAACAAACAAAAAAAAAAUAAAAUAAACUGACAACUUUAAUAUUACUUACAGAUUUAAAGCAGUUUUAGAUUUAAAGAGCUCAGCUCAAUUUAAUAAUUUUUCAGUUGGCAAAUGUAGAUUAAUAAAAUUCUGUAAGCAGACAAAGAAAGUGUUAUAUUAAAAUAUUUAAUCUCUUUGUUGCUAAUUACUACAGGCUACAACUGUAGUUAGCAGUUUCUGGUUCUCUCUCUGUUCCUCCUGUCCCCCAGAGCUGCGGACAGGAAGCUACAAAUACCCAAUAAACUGGCAUUUAUAUAGCAAAAGUUAGCUGUUCUCUGCAUAUUAGCUAAAUUUAGCUGAUGCUAGAAUAUAAAUUUAUGUUAGCUCACUAACCUUGGCUAAUCUUGUAAUCUGAGCUAACUCGUAGAAAGCCAAAACCUCAUCUCUUACUUUUACGUUCUCGUCUGAGGUUAAUGUACAUUUUGCAUUGUCUGAUGCUGGAAAGUACAAUUCGGCUAACACAGUGUACUACAACAAGACAGUAACAAUGUUUUUGUUUUUUUUGUUUUUUUUUAGUGCAACAUUGUGCGCAUUUUUGUGCCAACGGAAAAUAAUGCUGUGUGUAAUGACCGGAAAAAACCCGCUGUAAACAUUUCUACUAUGUUGUAAAAUAUAUCUUCAAUUUUGAAGACACAUUUAACGUGAAAUCAUUUUAUUCCUCUCCAA